AUGUCUUAUAUGUUAGCGCAUUUAUUUAACGGCUGGCAAGUCGAUCAGGCAAUUCUCUCGGAGGAAGAUAGAGUGGUUGUUAUUCGUUUUGGUCACGAUUGGGAUCCUACAUGUAUGAAAAUGGAUGAAGUUUUGUAUAAUAUAGCAGAAAAAGUGAAAAACUUUGCUGUUAUAUACUUAGUAGACAUCACCAAAGUACCAGAUUUUAACAAAAUGUAUGAAUUGUACGAUCCAUGCACAGUUAUGUUUUUCUUCCGUAACAAACAUAUUAUGAUUGAUUUGGGUACCGGAAAUAACAAUAAAAUUAAUUGGGCACUUGAAGACAAACAAGAAAUGAUUGAUAUUGUUGAAACAGUAUAUAGAGGGGCCAGAAAAGGACGUGGUUUAGUUGUUUCUCCUAAAGAUUACUCUACAAAAUACCGUUACUAAAUAGUUAGUGUAAUAUACUACUUAAUAUCCUAUACUAUUCAUCUUAAAUAAAUGUAAUGUAUUAUGUAU
Messenger RNA from Myzus persicae (green peach aphid), 498 nucleotides. It is a transcript of the gene Dim1, whose product is annotated as thioredoxin-like protein 4A. The transcript is spliced from 3 exons. Gene Ontology annotation, biological process: mRNA splicing, via spliceosome. Gene Ontology annotation, cellular component: spliceosomal complex; U4/U6 x U5 tri-snRNP complex; U5 snRNP. NCBI's taxonomy places the organism in Eukaryota, Metazoa, Arthropoda, Insecta, Hemiptera, Aphididae. Bases 1 to 429 code for a protein of 142 amino acids. The record is from RefSeq and is a predicted model, not a curated record.